This is a messenger RNA of Ostreococcus lucimarinus CCE9901, 1048 nucleotides long. RefSeq names its product Receptor of activated protein kinase C 1B, component of 40S small ribosomal subunit (gene RACK1B). The record is from RefSeq and is a predicted model, not a curated record. Gene Ontology annotation, biological process: rescue of stalled cytosolic ribosome; positive regulation of protein phosphorylation. Gene Ontology annotation, molecular function: translation regulator activity; protein kinase C binding; ribosome binding. Lineage: Eukaryota; Viridiplantae; Chlorophyta; Mamiellophyceae; Mamiellales; Bathycoccaceae. The transcript is spliced from 2 exons. Gene Ontology annotation, cellular component: nucleus; cytosol. The coding region runs from base 1 to 966 and encodes 321 amino acids.
AUGGCGACUCAAAUGCAGCUCAGAGGCGUGCUCAAGGGGCACGAAAACUGGGUCACGUCCAUCGCGACUCCGUUGGAUAACUCUGACAUUCUCUUGUCGUCCUCGCGAGACAAGACGGUGAUCCUUUGGAACCUGACGCGCGAGGAAGAGAACUACGGUUACCCGCGCCGAUCGCUUCACGGACACUCGCACUUCGUGCAAGACGUCGUCAUCUCCUCGGACGGGCAAUUCGCGCUCUCGGGGUCUUGGGACGGCACCCUUCGAUUGUGGGACCUUAACACCGGUACCACCACCCGACGCUUUGUCGGACACACCAAGGAUGUCCUUUCGGUGGCUUUCUCCGUGGACAACCGCCAAAUCGUCUCCGGCUCCCGGGAUAAGACGAUCAAGUUGUGGAACACGCUCGGCGAGUGCAAGUACACGAUUCAAGACGCCGACGCGCACUCCGAGUGGGUGUCGUGCGUGCGCUUCUCCCCGGUCACCUCCAACCCGAUCAUCGUGUCUGGGGGCUGGGAUAAGCUCGUCAAGGUCUGGAACCUCACCAACUGCAAGAUUCGCACCAACCUUGUUGGUCACACCGGCUACAUCAACGCCGUCACCGUCUCUCCGGACGGUUCCUUGUGCGCCUCCGGCGGCAAGGAUGGCGUCGCCAUGCUUUGGGAUCUCGGCGAGGGCAAGCGAUUGUACUCCCUCGAUGCGGGUGACAUCAUUUACGGCUUGUGCUUCUCCCCCAACCGCUACUGGUUGUGCGCGGCGACCGAGUCCUGCGUCAAGAUUUGGGACCUCGAAUCCAAGUCCAUCGUCGACGAGCUCCGCCCGGAGUUCCCGCCGGUUGGCAAGAAGUCCCAACAACCGUACUGCACCUCCCUCCAAUGGUCGGCGGACGGUUCCACCCUCUACACGGGCUACACCGAUAACGUCAUUCGCGUUUGGUCGGUCGGUUCCGUGGGCACCGGCAUGAUGUAAGCGGCUCACGCUUACUGGCUUUCGUUCACGUUCUUAGCAAAUAGCGAGACUGUGUAAUUGAACGAAGCAACGCCUGCUCAAA